Rosa chinensis is the source of this 438-nucleotide messenger RNA. RefSeq names its product retinal-binding protein. The transcript has 6 exons. The record is from RefSeq and is a predicted model, not a curated record. Bases 1 to 438 code for a protein of 145 amino acids. NCBI's taxonomy places the organism in Eukaryota, Viridiplantae, Streptophyta, Magnoliopsida, Rosales, Rosaceae.
AUGAAAACUGUUGGUCAAGCAAUUGACUACAGAUGCCUUAUCCGUGCAACUUAUGGGAACAAGGCAAUAUCUUUUCACUACUAUGUGCAGUCACACAUUCAAAUAAAUGAAUAUCGAGAUCGUGUUAUUUUGCCCUUUGCAUCGAAGAAGUAUGGUAAACCUAUCACCACGUGUGUGAAGGUUUUAGAUAUGACUGGGUUGAAGGUUUUAGCACUAAGCCAAAUUAAGUUGUUGACAAUUAUAUCAACAGUUGAUGAUUUGAACUACCCAGAGAAGACAAAUACGUACUGCAUUGUAAAUGUGCCGUACAUAUUCUCAGCUUGUUGGAAGGUUGUCAAGCCCCUUUUGCAGGAGAGGAUAAGGGAAAAGGUACAAUUAUUGUCUGGUUGUGGUACAGAUGAGUUGUUGAAGGUUAUAUUCAACGUUCUUAAAUCAUGA